AUGUGUAUAACAAAUUUGGCGAUGGAAGGACCUACACCUGUGUCAGCUCUAAUUCACGCUGCUACUCUAGUAACAGCUGGUGUUUACCUGAUGCUACGGUCAUCUCCUAUCAUUGAAUACGGACCUACAGUUCUUGUAGUUAUUACAUGGGUAGGUGCACUUACAGCAUUCUUCGCUGCUACAACAGGUCUUCUACAAAAUGAUCUAAAGCGAGUGAUUGCCUACAGUACAUGUUCACAAAUGGGGUACCUAUUUAUGGCUGUGGGGCUUAGCCAAUACAAUGUUGCGCUGUUCCACCUAGUAAAUCACGCUUUCUUUAAGGCACUACUAUUCCUUGCUGCUGGUGCUGUAAUUCACGGUAUGGCUGACCAACAAGAUCUUCGACGACUCGGAGGUCUGGUUAACUUCCUACCAUUUACAUACACAGCUAUUCUUAUUGGUUCACUAUCACUAAUGGCUCUACCAUUUAUGACAGGGUUCUAUAGUAAGGAUCUUAUCCUUGAAGUAGCACUAGGACAAUAUGAAGUAUCUGGUACUAUGGCCUAUUGGCUAGGUACAAUUUCAGCUGUAUUUACAGCCUUUUACUCAUUCCGACUAGUAUCACUAACAUUCUUCACUACACCUAAUGCACCUAAGGGUGAUUAUCUACAUGCACACGAAGCACCUAUGAUCAUUGUAAUUCCUCUGGUAAUUCUAUCAAUCAUGUCAAUUGUAUUUGGUUACAUUGCAAAGGACAUGUUCGUAGGAGUAGGUACUGAUUUCCUAUCUACAGCUCUGUACCAACACCCUGAUCAUAUUACACUAAUCGAAGCUGAAUUCGGUCUACCUCUGCUAAUGAAGCUACUUCCUGCUAUUGGUAGCCUAUUCGGUGCUGGUCUAGCACUAUAUCUAUACCAUGUAGUACCUGCAUUUACAAUUGGUCUAACAAACGGACCUGUUGGAUAUGCUGUAUACUCAUUCCUUAACGCUAAGUGGUACUGGGACGCACUAUUUAACGGUUUCAUUAUCAGUGCUUCACUACGAGUAGGUCUAGUUAUCUCUAAGGUACUUGACCGAGGGGUUAUCGAACUAGCUGGUCCAUACGGUCUAAGCACAGUUCUAACUGGUACAGGACGAUCUAUUGGUGCAUACGACACAGGUGUUAUUACAUCUUACGCUCUAUACAUCAUGCUAGGACUUGUAUCUCUAAUCUUCCUACUAUUCGCUCCUAUGGUUACUGGUACAGCUGAUACAGUAUUCGACGGUUACGGUCUAUCCCUAAUCCUAGUAUACCUAUCUGCACUGCUACUACUACCAUCAACAUCAUCACGAUCAUCAACACACUAA
Kwoniella shivajii is the source of this 1326-nucleotide messenger RNA. Its product is annotated as NADH-ubiquinone oxidoreductase chain 5. The transcript has a single exon. Gene Ontology annotation, biological process: ATP synthesis coupled electron transport; electron transport coupled proton transport. The record is from RefSeq and is a predicted model, not a curated record. Gene Ontology annotation, molecular function: NADH dehydrogenase (ubiquinone) activity. Bases 1 to 1326 code for a protein of 441 amino acids. Lineage: Eukaryota; Fungi; Basidiomycota; Tremellomycetes; Tremellales; Cryptococcaceae.